CUUCCCCAUCCUGCUCGCCCCCGUCCGAUUCCCCAAUCUCGGUCUCACUCCGAUUUCGGCCCAAACCCUAGGUCGCCGGCUCCUUCCGAAGGGAGGCGCCUUAACCGCCCAGCUGAUCCGUUUCAUGUGGGCAAGUCUUUCCGUGUUCCACUAUCGUGAAGGGGACGAAGAAAGAGCGGGAUUUGGUCGGCGGCCGGUCGGCGGCGAUGGGGGACGGCCGCGCCGGAGCGUCGAACCGCCCCGCGUGGCUGCAGCAGUACGAUCUAAUCGGAAAGAUCGGCGAGGGCACCUACGGCCUCGUCUUCCUCGCGCGCCUCAAGCCAACGCAUCCCCAAGCUGCUGGCCGCCGCGGCUCCCCCAUCGCCAUCAAGAAGUUCAAGCAGUCCAAGGAGGGUGACGGCGUCUCGCCCACCGCCAUCAGAGAGAUCAUGCUCCUGCGCGAGAUCAAUCACGAGAAUGUCGUGAAGCUCGUCAACGUCCACAUCAACCACGCCGACAUGUCCCUCUAUCUCGCCUUCGACUACGCCGAACAUGACCUCUAUGAGGUUAUCAGGCAUCACAGAGAGAAGCUUAACCUUGCCAUUAACCAAUACACUGUCAAAUCCUUGCUCUGGCAACUGCUCAAUGGCCUCAACUACCUCCAUAGUAACUGGAUCAUCCAUCGAGACCUCAAGCCUUCUAAUAUACUGGUUAUGGGGGAAGGAGAAGAACAUGGAAUUAUAAAGAUUGCUGAUUUUGGGCUUGCUAGGAUAUAUCAAGCUCCACUAAAACCAUUAAGUGACAAUGGGGUUGUUGUAACUAUAUGGUAUCGUGCACCCGAGCUGUUACUUGGUGCUAAACACUACACGAGCGCUGUUGACAUGUGGGCUGUUGGUUGCAUAUUUGCAGAAUUGCUUACAUUGAAACCACUAUUCCAAGGUGUUGAGGCGAAAGCUACUCCAAACCCGUUUCAACUCGAUCAACUGGACAAGAUUUUUAAGGUCUUAGGUCAUCCUACGGUUGAGAAGUGGCCUACCCUUGCUAAUCUUCCAUGCUGGCAAAACGAUCAGCAACACAUUCAGGGGCAUAAGUAUGAGAACACAGGCCUUCAUACUAUUGUUCACUUGCCGCAGAAGGGUCCUGCAUUUGAUCUUCUCUCUAGAAUGCUUGAGUAUGACCCACGAAAGCGUAUUACAGCUGCGCAAGCUUUGGAGCAUGAGUACUUCCGGAUGGACCCACUGCCUGGACGAAAUGCACUUAUACCAUCUCAGCCAGGGGAGAAAAUUGUGGCAUAUCCUAUUCGUCCAGUAGACACAUCAACCGAUUUUGAAGGAACAACAAGCCUUCAACCAACUCAACCGCCAUCAGGGAACGCACCUCCGGGAGGCCAGCCUGUACCGAGACAACUCCCAAGGCAAAUGCAACAGCAGCCUAUGGGGGGUAUGCCAAGAAUGCCUGCUGGCGCAAACAUGGGUGCCUUUGGCGCAGCGCCCCAAGCGGGCAUGGUUGGGCUCAAUCCUGGUAACAUUCCAAUGCAGAGAGGCGCAGGUGGCCAGGCCCAUCCGCACCAGUUGAGAAGGAAGGCUGACCAACAAGGGAUGGGGAUGCAGAACCCCGGGUACCCUCAGCAGAAGAGGCGCUUCUGACAUCCUCCUUCCUCCCUACUGACUGAUACUAUCAGUGUACUCAUAGCAUCGUCGUGUAUGUAUUACCCACCAGAUACACGUCGUCUGGUGUUUGACUGAAACACAUUGAUCAUGUAAGCUUGUUGUUGUAGAUUUAUAUUUGUCUGCAAUGUAGGUAAGUUACUGUGUUACUAGCUGUGAUGAUCAUUCUAGAGGAAAUUUUGAUGAUUGCUUUU
Molecule: messenger RNA, 1840 nt
Organism: Lolium perenne
Lineage: Eukaryota; Viridiplantae; Streptophyta; Magnoliopsida; Poales; Poaceae
Product: cyclin-dependent kinase E-1
Biological process (GO): protein phosphorylation
Cellular component (GO): nucleus; mediator complex
Molecular function (GO): protein serine/threonine kinase activity; ATP binding
Source: RefSeq, a predicted model, not a curated record